Cynara cardunculus var. scolymus (artichoke) is the source of this 613-nucleotide messenger RNA. RefSeq names its product probable calcium-binding protein CML25. Gene Ontology annotation, molecular function: calcium ion binding; enzyme regulator activity. The coding region runs from base 1 to 594 and encodes 197 amino acids. NCBI's taxonomy places the organism in Eukaryota, Viridiplantae, Streptophyta, Magnoliopsida, Asterales, Asteraceae. The record is from RefSeq and is a predicted model, not a curated record. The transcript has a single exon.
AUGGGAUUGAAGAAUUUGUUCAACCGGAAAAAGAAAAGCGGCAAGGACGAUGGCAGCCACAACGACAACGUUCCGACGACGAAUGUGUCGCGGGUGGUGUCGCGCACGAGCUCCUUCAACUCUCGUGUGCGGAUGGAGGAGGAGUUGGAACAAGUGUUCAAGAAGUUUGAUGUGAACGGGGACGGGAAGAUCUCGUCGUCGGAGUUGGGAUCGAUAAUGGGAAGCGUGGGCCACCGGCCGACCGAGCAGGAGUUAGAGGACAUGAUCAAGGAGGUGGAUGCCGACGGGGAUGGGUUCAUAGAUUUGAAGGAGUUCAUCGAGUUGAACACGAAGGAUAUCGAUUCGGCGGAGGUUUUGGAGAAUCUGAAGGACGCGUUCUCUGUUUUCGAUAUCGACAAGAACGGGUCGAUCUCCGUGGAGGAGUUGCAUAACGUUUUAGGGAGUUUGGGAGAGGAAUGCUCGAUCGCGGAGUGUCGGAAAAUGAUCUCCGGCGUCGACCGUGACGGCGACGGCAUGAUCAACUUUGAUGAAUUCAAGGUGAUGAUGAUGAGCGGAACCCGCUUUGACGGGAUCGGGUCUCAAAGACAUGUGUGAGAUCAAGAUUAACCUAAUC